This is a messenger RNA of Arabidopsis thaliana (thale cress), 1914 nucleotides long. It is a transcript of the gene RMA1, whose product is annotated as RING membrane-anchor 1. Gene Ontology annotation, molecular function: ubiquitin protein ligase activity; metal ion binding. Lineage: Eukaryota; Viridiplantae; Streptophyta; Magnoliopsida; Brassicales; Brassicaceae. The transcript has a single exon. Gene Ontology annotation, cellular component: endoplasmic reticulum membrane; endoplasmic reticulum. The record is from RefSeq and is marked reviewed. The coding region runs from base 759 to 1508 and encodes 249 amino acids. Gene Ontology annotation, biological process: protein ubiquitination; ubiquitin-dependent protein catabolic process.
AAAUCUCUUUCUUCUUUAGAAUUACUGUUUCUCUCCGCUACAAAUACCAGAUUUUUCUCUCUCUCGUCGAAAGCAAAACAGUCUCCUUUCUCUAUCUUCUGCUCAUAUCAGCCAUUGACACAGUUGCUUUGGGUUUCCCUCAAACGGCGCCGAUUGUCUGGUUCGUCUCCCUAAAUCUCUCUUCAUAGCUCCUAUAUACGUGCCUUUGCGUAUGUAUAGGUGUUUUCUCAUCUCUGUGACUAUCUAUAUUCGCCGGCAAAAUUUCUCGGUCUGUUGAUUUUGAUUUUUUUCUCUGUACCAUUUAGAUUUGAAUUGGUGUUGAAUUUUCCUUGAGGUGAUGAGUUUGUUGUCUCUCUGUUUCUGCUAAAGUCUUUCUCUAAUCAUUCUCUUUCUUGGGUUUCGAUAAAUUUCUCGAAUUUGUAAGCUAAACUUAAUCCGACGAUGAUCAAUGGAAAAUUUGGAUGAUUGGUUAUGAGUUUUCGGAAGAUUCUAACUUUCAAUCCCAAGUUUUUAUGGGUCGUUUUUAAUUUCAUCUGUUUCCAAAAUUUCAAAUUUUAGGGUUCUUCGAUAAUAUAGGGUUUUAGAUUUUCUGGAUUUUUUAAAAUCUUUUGCAUUUUUUCUGAUUAACCUAAUUCUCAUCUGGAUAAAAAUAGGCUAUCUUUGUGUGUUUCACUUGUAAAUCUUAUAAUAUAUUGCAUUCAAUCUGGAUCUAAUGUUGGGGAAAUAAACACAUUUUUUUUUCAGGAUUUUGACCACUGAUGGCCUUAGAUCAAUCUUUUGAAGAUGCUGCUUUACUUGGAGAACUCUAUGGAGAAGGUGCAUUUUGUUUCAAGAGCAAGAAACCUGAACCCAUUACAGUCUCGGUUCCUUCUGAUGAUACUGAUGAUUCGAAUUUUGACUGCAAUAUUUGCUUAGACUCGGUGCAAGAACCUGUUGUGACUCUCUGUGGUCACCUCUUUUGCUGGCCUUGUAUUCACAAAUGGCUUGAUGUACAGAGCUUCUCAACAAGUGAUGAAUACCAAAGACAUAGACAGUGUCCUGUUUGUAAAUCUAAAGUUUCUCAUUCUACUUUGGUUCCUUUGUAUGGUAGAGGCCGUUGUACUACUCAGGAGGAAGGUAAAAACAGUGUGCCUAAAAGACCCGUAGGACCGGUUUAUCGGCUUGAAAUGCCGAAUUCACCUUAUGCAAGUACUGAUCUGCGGUUAUCACAACGGGUUCAUUUCAAUAGCCCACAGGAAGGUUACUACCCUGUCUCAGGGGUGAUGAGCUCGAACAGUUUAUCAUACUCUGCUGUUUUGGAUCCGGUGAUGGUGAUGGUUGGAGAAAUGGUAGCUACGAGGUUGUUUGGAACACGAGUGAUGGAUAGAUUUGCGUAUCCGGACACUUACAAUCUCGCAGGGACUAGCGGGCCGAGGAUGAGAAGGCGGAUAAUGCAGGCAGAUAAAUCGCUGGGAAGAAUCUUCUUCUUCUUUAUGUGUUGUGUUGUUCUGUGUCUUCUCUUGUUUUAGGUUUUCAUAGCUAGCUUGGUUCUGCUACUGUUCAGUUUCUUCAGGUGUAAGGAAAACAUAGUCAAAGAAAUGUACAUUUGUGUUGGAAACAAAUCAAAGUUGCUUAAUGUUGAGGAAUGAGGAGUUUAUGUUGGGUUAAAUCUUGUGUAGAUUUGGUCUGGAGGAUAGUGUUGUCUACAUGAAAGGCCAAACUAAUAGGCCUGAUCUGCAUGUGUUUGUAUAGUUCAGCCCAUGUGUAGAAAGAUAAGAACUAGGCUUUCCAGACACAUGGUACUGAAUCACUGAUAGUGAUCCAUUCCAUAAUCUUCCAGCACUAUUGUAUUAUUGUUUUUCUAUUUGUUUCAUUAAAGAUUGUAUGUCGAUAAAAGGGCCUGCAUUAAGAGAGUCUCUCUUUAGUCAAGCUUCA